Messenger RNA from Aspergillus luchuensis, 201 nucleotides. RefSeq lists its product as uncharacterized. Lineage: Eukaryota; Fungi; Ascomycota; Eurotiomycetes; Eurotiales; Aspergillaceae. The record is from RefSeq and is a predicted model, not a curated record. The transcript has a single exon. The coding region runs from base 1 to 201 and encodes 66 amino acids.
AUGGCAGCACCAAGUACAACCGGACAGGAUUAUAACCAACCGUUCAGCAUCCUUGGAUGUCGCCCGUUCAAACAUUUCCAAAACGAGUUUUGCGGGCUUGUGUUCCCUCGGUACACGUUGGCCAAGGCCAUAUUCCUGGAUGAAGAGAUGCAGAAGCGCAUGGGCCGUGCUGUUAUUCUGUGGAAUUACUUGAAAAGCUGA